UGGCAUGUGAAAGAACAAGGCAGGCAUGGAAGUGAAGUGUGAAAGUCAAAACUGUAAUACUAACUGAACUGAACUCAGCAGAGCUAACUAGUCUAAGAAUCUUUCUUGAAUCUCCAAUCAUUUAAGUCUUUCUCUUCCUUCUCCUUUUCUGUCUCAUGCAUACAGAUACAGGAAGCAUUUUCAUGAUUCUGUUUGCUGUUAGUUUCAGCCAUGGAUAUGCAGAAUCAAACUCCAACCCCUGCCACUGAGGAAGACAACUACGCUUCCCUUUCUAACUUGCUUCAAGAAUUCACAACUAUUCCCAAUAUUGACAAGGCUUGGCUUUUGAACUCUCAUUCAACCACAUUGCAGGGAAUGUUCUCUAUUAAUCAACCUGAUCUUGUAGCAAAUAACACCAAGAAACUCAUGCUAUCAUGCCAAAUCUUUAAAGAAUCUGAGAGUUCUGUUAACUUUCUAUGGGCUCCAUUUCCAAUAGAGAUUUCUGGAGUCUCCUUGAUUGUUCCAUCACCUUAUGGCUCUAAACUAUUGGUAAUUUGGAAUCCCAAGGAUGACGAAUCACCUUGCCGCUUUGAAAUUUGGAGUCAGUCUCGAAUGGAGAAGGAUUUCCAUAUCCCCCAAUCUCUGCAUGGCUCAAUCUACAAUGAUAGAUGGUUUGAGGGAGUCUCUUGGAACUUGGAUGAGACAUUUGUAGCUUAUGUAGCAGAAGAACCCUCUCUUUCAAAGCCAGAAUUUAGGGAUGUAGGCUACAAGAAAGGUGGUGGUUGCGCGCCAGCCGACAAGAAUUGUGGUACAUGGAAAGGCCAAGGGAACUUGGAGGAAGAUUGGGGAGAAACAUAUGCUGGAAGGAGAAGGCCUGCACUUUUUGUUAUAAACAUCAGCAGUGGAGAGGUACAAGCUGUUAAAGGAAUUGACAGAUCUUUGAGUGUUGGCCAAGUUGUGUGGGCGCCAUUCCAUGAUGGCUCGGAACAAUAUGUUGUUUUUGUUGGGUGGUCAGGUGAGAAAAGAAAGCUUGGUAUGAAGAACUGCUCUAACAGGCCUUGUGCAUUAUAUGCAGUUAGAGCACCCCAUCAUGACUCAAAAUCUAAUGAACAAGAGAUCAACUCAACUCAAGAAUGGUAUAUACUGAACCUUACUCGAACCAUAAGCAGUGCCUUCUUUCCAAGAUUCAGCCCAAAUGGAAAAUUCCUUGUGUUUUUAUCUGCGAAAAGUGCUGUGGAUUCAGGACUGCACAAUGCUACAAACUCACUACAUAGAAUUGAUUGGCCAACCCAUGGAAAACUGCACCAAUCUGCCAAACUUUAUGAUAUUAUUCCAGUUGUGACAAGCACCGAGGAAGGUUGCUUCCCCAGGCUUUAUUGUACAACUAUCCAUAAUAAUCCUUGGCUUCCUGACAACUCUACUAUGAUCAUAUCAUCUAUCUGGCACAGCAGUGAAGUUCUACUCUCAGUGAAUGUGUUGAGUGGGGAAGUUGCACAUAUCAGCCCAGCAUUUCCUAGUUUCUCUUGGAACCUUCUUACACUGGAUGGGAACAACAUCAUUGCCAUUUGCAGCAGCCCGGUUGAUGUUCCUCAAAUCAAGUACGGAACGUUCACUGAGAAAUCAAAGAAAAGUAUUCCAUGGAGUUGGUCAGAUAUAAGCAGUCCCAUGUUCAGAUGCUCCGACAAGGUUAGGUCGUCGUUGUUUUCUCUCAAGUGCAGUAUACUGAAGAUCCCAGUCAAGGAGGCUUGCCAAGGCAUAGCAAAAGGUGCUAGUAAUCCUUUUGAAGCCAUAUUUGUGUCAUCUAAAUCCAAGAAAAAUGAUCCACUGAUUGUGAUCCUUCAUGGAGGGCCACAUGAUGUCUCUUUGUCAUGCUUUUCAAAGUCUUGGGCAUUUCUAUCUUCAGUUGGAUACAGCUUGCUGAUUGUAAAUUACAGAGGUUCAUUAGGAUUUGGCGAGGAAGCAUUACAAUUAUUUAUUAUGUACGGUAGAAACUCACGUACAGUUGUCCUCGUAUAAAGUUGAUAGUUAAAAACCGUUAAAUGAUAAUUUAGUCAAACCUGUUAAAUCAUCUUGCAAUUCUCAUUUAUUAACUUUACACGAAAACAAUUGCAUGUGAGUAUUUAUCUUUAUAUAUUUAAAAAAUUAAACUUGUAUGGGGAAGGCAAGUUUGUUAUAUUUUUCUUGAUAUCUUUCUAUGAAUGGUGCAAGUGUAGGAUGUGAAUGAUGUUACCAUGGUAUAAAGAGUUUAGGAAAGAAACGAAUAAUUAUUUAGAAAAAUAUUAUUUUUGUUAUUCAUAUUUUUCAUUUGUGAUUACAAAGUUCUUACCAAUAUAUAAACCAAGAGUACGCUAAGAGUACACUCGUUAUGGAAUAAUAUUCUAAUAAAUUACAUUGAUUUUUUCUAAUCCUCUUUGAUAUUUUACUGAUUUUGUUCCCUAAUUAUGAUAUUCUAAUAAAUGGUGGCUUCUUGACAACCCACUUGAUCGGGCAGGCACCAGACAAGUUUGCGGCCGCAGCCGCUAUCAACCCUAUUUGCAACCUUGCACUCAUGGUUGGCACAAUUGACAUCCCUGAUCGGUGCUAUAUAGAGGCUUUUGGAACCAACUCCAAACAUAGCUUCACAAAGUACAUUCUCUACAACACUUAGACUC
This is a messenger RNA of Arachis ipaensis, 2630 nucleotides long. The record is from RefSeq and is a predicted model, not a curated record. NCBI's taxonomy places the organism in Eukaryota, Viridiplantae, Streptophyta, Magnoliopsida, Fabales, Fabaceae.